AUGGAGCUAAUCAACAACGAUGAGAUGAUAAGUGCAUUUUUGGAUACUUCUAUUUGUUUUGAACAAUUAUAUCCCCAGCUAAGUGCCAUACCCACACUCGCGUCCAUCACCACAAACAAUACUUCUGCAGAACCUUUACCUCAUUUGGAAGAAAACACAGUUUCGUCAACAAGGGACGAUAAAUUUGAUUGCGAACCGUUUAGCUUUUGUGACGAGGUCACCAAUGACUGCACUUCUGGCUUACAGUGGACUGAGCUGUGUGAAAGCCAAUGGGCACAAUUCAAGGUCCUUUCAAUAGCCAACAACACCAAUUUGGAGCCACCGCCAAUCGAAUCACCUUUCAAUGAUCUACCUAUUCCAGAAAACUUGAGACCUGUGGAACCAUUGGAAGUGUAUAAUCACGAGGGGUUAGGAGAUCUUUUGAGUAUCGAGCAAAGCCCACAGUGCCACAAAAAAGUCUUUAGUUUAGCUUCACCGUUGCAAAUUCCUGACGAAGAGAAUUUUAUCAAGCCUGCAUUGACACCUAUGCCGGACCAGAGACCUCAAAUGUCUGACAUAAAUCCUGAGACCAGACAGCAUUUAUCCCUUUCACUUGCUACUAGAAGUAAAUCCUUCGAUGCAAAACAACUAAAAGGUAAAGACAUUUUCACCUAUAACUUCACCAACACUAGCAAGUCACAACGUUUCAAUAAAGUAAGCAAAUCUACAAAAGUUGCAUCCCAACAGUGGCGACCACCGUUGAAACCAUCAGUCACAAUCACAUCUAUCGAUACAUUUAGUCGCACGUCCAAAGUAUCAAGUUCAUCGGAAACAAUAUCAAAGACUAUGGUUUCAAAUGAAGAAGUAACAGGAACUGCAUCCAGAACACCCUCGAUUGUAAAUGUGGGGAAUCCGUUCUACAAGCCAAUACGUGGGAAAACAUGGAUUCCAAAUGUGAAUCGGAUACUGUGA
Molecule: messenger RNA, 951 nt
Organism: Lodderomyces parapsilosis
Lineage: Eukaryota; Fungi; Ascomycota; Pichiomycetes; Serinales; Debaryomycetaceae
Exons: 1
Coding region: 1-951 (316 amino acids)
Source: RefSeq, a predicted model, not a curated record